GUAAAAUGCAAGAAGUGUCCGGUGUUUUGCCUCCUUGUCUGGCGGUAGUCCUCUUUUUGAAUGAACGGGCAACUUUCGCUAAUAUACAUCCUGUGAUUUCGCUGUAAAAGCGGAGGACAACGAGUCACCAGUCGGGAUCCCGUAGAACGAUGAUGACGCUGGUAUUUCCGUAGUGAUCUCACCAGCUUUUGCUUCGUUAUCACGAAGUCUGCUGUUCGGCCUAAGUUACCAUGGUGAUUUAUCACGUGAUCCUACUGUUGGUUUUGUCCAGGGCUGCUGCAAGCCCGGGACAGGCAAACUUAACCAGCAUGCUGGCACUGCAGGCGGAGCGGGUCAUGACGCUCGGUGAAUGGGAGGAACGCUGGCAUGACGACAGAAUUGGCUUCCAUCAGCCUGACGUACACAAAUUGCUGGAGAACAACAUUGAAAAAGUUCUCGCCGGACGGGCAGAAGUUUCCUUCUUCUUCCCUCUCUGUGGGAAAGCUGUAGAUAUGAAGUGGCUGGCAGACAUGGGCCAUUCCGUGGUCGGGGUGGAGAUAAGUGAGAAGGCUAUAAAACAGUUCUUUGAAGAGAGCAACUUGACCUACAGUGAGGAGCCUGUCGCUGCCAUUCCUGGAGCAAAGGUUUACAAGAGCUCAGAGAAAAAUAUCACUCUAUAUCAGUGUGACCUGUACAACUUCUCCAGCUCCAUCCAUGGUCAGUUCGGGGCAAUUUGGGACCGGGGGUCUCUAGUGGCCAUCAACCCACAAGACAGAGAAAAGUAUGCUUCGCUCAUAAUUUCUCUCAUGGCCAAAGACUGCAGAUACCUUCUGGACACUUUGCUGUACAACGCUGAAUUACAUAAAGGUCCUCCCUUUCUUGUGCCAGACGAGCAAGUGCACAGCCUGUUUGGGAGCAGCUGCAAUAUCGAGCUGCUGCAGUCGGUGGAUGCCUUGACAGACAGAUAUCGAGGCUGGGGGCUGGACUCCCUCACUGAAAACGUGCACCUCGUCACUCUGAAGGCAUAAAACCCAUCUUGUGCGAAUAAAAGCUCAUUUUAUUCUGUAAGACUUCAGUCCUGCAAGAAUUAUAUGCAUGGAAUGAUAUUUAGCUGCUGACAGCUGCUGUGCAAUAAUGAAAAUAUUAACACUCGCAAAUAUUUCAUACAUCUAAUAAGACCAUUUUUCUCAAAUGACUCUUUGAGUAAUCCCUUGGGCCCUUGGAAGAACUUUAUUUUUAUAGCAAUUCUCGUAGCAUGAAAUGCAGCUCAAGCUGCUUUACCAAAUGGGACAGAAGUUUAAAAACAUUAGAUAAAAUAAAAGAUGUGGUCCAAUUUUUUUAAAAGCAGUAAAAUAAGUUUUGAGCCGUUUUUUUAAAUGCUCCAACAGAGGAUGCAUGUCUAAUAUGCAGUAGUGGGAGUUUGUUCUAGGACUGCAACUAAUGAUUUUUUUCAUAAUUGAUUAAUCUGUUGAUUAUUUUCUCGAUUAUUCAAUUAGUUGUUUGGUCCAUAAAAUGGUGAAAAAUGUCGAUUGUGUUUCCCAAAACCCCAAGACGACGUUUUGAUUUGUCCACAUGCCAAAGAUAUUUAGUUUACUGUCACAGAGGAGCAAAGAAACCAGAAAAUAGUCACAUUUAAGAAGCUGAAAUCAGAGAAUUUUUUAUUUUCCCCCCAUAAAAACUACUCUAUAAUCAAUUAAUCGAUUAUCAAAAUAGUUGGCGAUUAAUUUAGUCGUCGAUUACUGAUCGAUUAACAGUUGCAGCUUUUUCAAUAUUUUUAUGCAGUUUUUUUUGUGGCACGUUCAGCAAGCCAGCACUGUGCGACCUCAGUGUGCAGCUUAUGUCUUAAUAUUUUUAUGAUUCGCAAAUAAAAUCAUUCUGCAUUCA
Molecule: messenger RNA, 1863 nt
Organism: Scophthalmus maximus (turbot)
Lineage: Eukaryota; Metazoa; Chordata; Actinopteri; Pleuronectiformes; Scophthalmidae
Product: probable thiopurine S-methyltransferase
Exons: 11
Coding region: 231-1007 (258 amino acids)
Molecular function (GO): thiopurine S-methyltransferase activity
Source: RefSeq, a predicted model, not a curated record